Messenger RNA from Solenopsis invicta (red fire ant), 6103 nucleotides. It is a transcript of the gene pcm, whose product is annotated as 5'-3' exoribonuclease 1. The record is from RefSeq and is a predicted model, not a curated record. NCBI's taxonomy places the organism in Eukaryota, Metazoa, Arthropoda, Insecta, Hymenoptera, Formicidae. The transcript is spliced from 18 exons. Gene Ontology annotation, cellular component: nucleus. Bases 179 to 5158 code for a protein of 1659 amino acids. Gene Ontology annotation, molecular function: 5'-3' RNA exonuclease activity; RNA binding. Gene Ontology annotation, biological process: rRNA catabolic process; nuclear-transcribed mRNA catabolic process.
CAUCUAGAUAAAGUGAAUGAUCUGCGGAUGGACGUUACUGUCGAAGAAGCAAAGAUACAGCAAACGAAAACUUUAAUUUUGAUAGAACGACCUUACGUGAGGAACGCGCGAGGCGCUCAGAGGGCACAGAGUCUAGCCGGACGAAACAUUAUUUCGACGUUGAAGCCGAGGCCUCAAGAUGGGUGUCCCGAAAUUCUUCAGAUACAUAAGCGAGAGGUACCCCUGCCUGAGCGAGGUCGUGAAGGAACAUCAGAUACCGGAAUUCGAUUAUUUAUACUUGGACAUGAACGGUAUCAUACACACAUGUUCCCAUCCAAACGACGAUAUCUGCUUCCGCAUUUCCGAGGAGAUGAUGUUUAAGAAUAUAUUUCACUACAUAGAGGUGCUGUUCAACAUGAUCCGCCCACAGAAGCUGUUUUUCAUGGCAAUCGACGGCGUUGCGCCUAGAGCCAAAAUCAAUCAGCAGAGAGGCCGACGUUUCAGGUCUGCCAAGGAUGCCGAGAUACAGGAGGCGAAAGCUAUAGCUAAGGGUGUCCAGAUACCCACUGAGAAGAGAUUUGACUCAAAUUGUAUUACUCCGGGAACACUCUUUAUGGCCAAACUAGGUGAUCUACUCAAGCGUUUUGUUGAGUAUAAGAUUUCUGUUGAUGAAGGAUGGAAGAAGUGCAAAAUACUGUUCAGUGGUGCUGAGGUCCCUGGAGAGGGCGAACAUAAGAUUAUGGAUUACAUAAGGUACAUGAAGGCCAGCGAGGAUUAUGACAGUAAUUCCAGACACUGUUUAUAUGGUUUGGAUGCCGAUUUAAUAAUGUUAGGUCUCUGUUCACACGAACCAAAUUUCUCUCUUUUGAGAGAGGAGGUCAAGUUUGGUAAACAGCAAGUGAAGACCACCCCUGAGGAGACAAAGUUCUGCCUUCUUCACUUGUCGCUCUUGCGAAAGUACAUUGAGCACGAAUUCUCGCCGAUCAAGGAUAAGUUGUCCUUUCCAUUUGAUAUUGAAAAAAUAAUCGACGAUUGGGUUUUAAUGGGUUUUUUAGUGGGAAAUGAUUUUAUUCCCCAUCUGCCAAAUUUACAUAUUGCCAACGGUGCACUGCCAAUUCUGUACCGUGCAUACAUGGAGGUAUUACCGACGCUAGAAGGUUACAUAAAUGAGGCGGGAACAUUGCAACUUGACCGUUUUGAAAAGUUUAUGGAGAAACUUAGUCGUUUAGAUGUAGAACAGUUCAAUGAGCAUUACGCCGAUAUAAAGUUUUUUGAAGCCAAGACUGGUAGAAGGCCCAAUGAAUCCGAACGUCAUGUGUAUAAAAAAUUGGAAGACAGCAACUCUGUGUCUCCAAAGAAAACACAAAACAAAGAUUUAGAUGCUCUUAUUAAAAGUACUACAGAGAUGUCCUUAGGUAAUUUUGACGAUGAUGAUGAUGUCUUUAUAGAGUAUAGAGAUAUGGAUUUAAUGAUAGACGAUGAAUCCGAUAGUGAUAUAUAUAACAUGGAAUUUGUACAGCAUAAGAAAGAUUACUAUAUGAACAAAUUAGAAUAUGAAAACGUCGACGAGGAGGUUUUACGUUCACAAGCUGAAGGCUAUGUGAGAGCAAUUCAAUGGAAUUUACAUUAUUACUAUCACGGUUGUUGUAGCUGGUCGUGGUAUUACCCACAUCACUAUGCACCAUAUAUUUCCGAUAUAAAAGACUUUAAGGAUUUAAAGUUGGAGUUUGAGUUAGGAGAACCGUUCCUGCCCUUUCAACAAUUGCUGGCUGUAUUACCAGCAUAUAGCAAGGCUCUGUUGCCAGAUGCAUUUCAAUCUUUAUUGACAGAGGAAUCUUCUCCUAUCAUCAGUUAUUAUCCACACAAUUUUAAAACUGAUCUAAAUGGAAAACGACAGGAAUGGGAAGCAGUCGUACUUAUCCCAUUCAUUGAUGAAAAACUGUUAUUGUCCGCUAUGCAACCGCACUUAUCGAGAUUAACAAUGGAAGAACAAGCAAGAAACAAACAAGGACCGAUGUGUCUGUUUUCGUACAGCGAAGAGGCUGGAAGUGUUCAUAAAACAACAAUAUACUUUCCAGAAUUUAUUAGCCAUGCUCAAGUAAAAUUAAUGAAUCGCGAUGAGGUAUUCGUUCCGAGAGAACGAUUAAUCAGAGGAUUGUCUCCAGGUUUUGAUCUCGACCUUUAUUAUCCAGGAUUUCCCAUACUACGGCAUUUAGAUCAUUCAGCGCAUUUGGAAAAAGCGAAGGUUAAAGUAUUUCAACAACCUUCAGUCGGAGACAAUAUGAUUCUAAGUCUAAUAUUAAAACCGACGCCAAAUGUGGUAACUUUAGCUUCGGAGAUACUAGGAAAGAGUGUAUAUGUAGAAUGGCCUCAUUUGAAGGAAGCCCUUGUGAUUGGCGUGGCUAACGUUAACGUGAAACUCAGUUUAAUUAAUCAAUUAGGCGAUUAUAAUCCCAAUAAUCUGAAGAAGGAAGACGUAAAGGGUCUGUUAUCUACAGAAUGGCACGCACACUGUAAACAAAUCAAAGAAAUACAUAUGUCACGUCUUGGGAUAAAUAUAGGCGAUACAGAAAUAUUGCUUUAUACUCGUUUAUUCCUGGGUAACAAAUACGUUUUUGAUGCUCAAGGGAAGGUUACUAUCACGAAGCAGUGGAACGAUUAUCCUACGGUUUACGCUUAUCAGACUGUAGUCAGAAAUAUUUCUACCUACAGCAAGAAAUUGCCAGUCUUUGAAACUAUGCAUGAUAUUUUUAUACCAGGAACCUUUUGUUUCAUGUUGGGGCAUCCCUAUUACGGUGCGAUGGGAAAGGUUAUGCAAAAUAAGGAUAGUUCAAAGUCGCGCAGAAUCAAAAUUUCUAUAAAUAACGUAAAGGAGCCAACAUUCGAGGCUGUAAAGCAAGCCUAUAGUCAUCAGAAAACACGAUAUAUGCACGGCAGUAUUGCCGCGCAACGUCUUGGAAUAAGUAGUCAUCUCUUAAGUAGAAUCACUGGGACAAUUUAUGUUAUACAAGCAUCGAAAGAUGAACUUUCGAAAUAUAACCUUGGAUUGAACUUAAAGUUUAAUAAAAGGAAUGAAGAGGUUCCUGGUUACACUAGAAAGGAGAACAGCCAAUGGUUAUACAGCACAAAAGCGAUCGAACUAAUUCGAAAUUAUAUGACGAAAUGUCCUAAUUUGUUUGAACGCUUGGCCCAGAAUGUAACAAAUGACAUUUUCCAAGAAGAAGAGUUAUUCGGAAAAGGGUACAUUGCGAAUUAUUUUCUUAAGUUAAAAUAUAUUGGAUCUGAUGAGCUGAAGACAACAGUUGCAUGGUUAAAGACAGAAUUACAAGGUUUAGAAAGCCGUGCUUGUGGUAUGGAUAUUGUCGAAGCGGAUUUGGUAAAAGAGAUCGAGAAGGAAGUGGAGGAGUACUUGAAGACCGAGGAAAAAACGGUCUUCCUGCAAGUGAAACCGCAGUUACUUUACAAGCCGAGUUUACAUUUGCGUAGCGUACCGCCUGAUCCGAAUUCGCAAAAUCGUUUGUUCGAUAGAAUUCGCAGUGUCAGAAGCGAUUUUAGUGUACCGCUCGGAAGCAAAGGCACUAUCAUAGGAAUACGAAAGGGAAAUAAUCUAUUAGAUACCAUGUAUGAUGUUUUAUUCGAUAAACCUUUCAUGGGUGGACUUACGUUAAGUGGUUGCUCUGAGUUUCGCGGUUAUCGUUUGACAGCUAUGGACUUUAUAAAUAUCAGCUUCGGCGAGAGAACGGAACAAGGAAAUCCGGCGAAUGAAUCGACGGAGUAUCGAAAGCAAACGGCGAGUUCCGCUUCUCCCAGUAAGAAGAGCGAUCAAUCUAAAGCGUAUCCACAGAUGCAGCUUGCUAAGAAACAACUUGAGAAACUGAAUCGUGAUAUUUGUUUGGGUAUGGCGCAACAUGGCAUGAUUGAACUGAGUCCGAAAACAAUACCGAUGCCUCACAAUCCUCAGAACGUACCGCCUAAUCAAGCGUCCGAGUUCCAAGCAUUAUGGAAUGAAUUGCACAAGAUUCAGAAGCCGAACGGACCACCGGAGAAAGUAGCGUCUAAUCCAGUGCAAGCGACGAAAGUCAAGCCAUUUAACAACCACAAUACACAAUCGCCGCAGGAUCCCAGUGCGUUUCUUAAAGCUAUGCUAAAGAUUCCCGAUUUAAAUCCGCAAACGAGUAAACAAGAAAGUAAAUCUGUACCACAACCCAUGCCCGUGGCAACGCUUCAGAAAACGACAGUCCCACAGAAAGAUCAAAAUCCUCCACCUUUGGUACAACAGUUAUUCGAUCGUGCUCGACAAACUGAACAGAAAAAGGAGAAGGCAAAUCCAGUCUGGUAUAUCCCUCAAUUAUUGAGACAUUUCUCGUUUAACGGAGCUGGCGUACCAAAAUAUACUUAUGCUAUCGAUGAAAAAACGGGUUUAAUUAGCGCCCACGUUAUGCUGGAUAAUGCGAAAGUUUUUAAAGGCGAUCCUAGCACCACUCACGAGCAAGCCGCGGAAAGUGCAGCGAAAAAAGCGUAUAAGGCAUUAAAUUUGAAUAAAGUGCCGGUGCACGACACAAAAGUAAUGAUGGCGCCGCAGUGGUUCAAUGCUCAACAAAAUAAUUGGAUUCAAAAUAUUCGACCUCCUAUGGUGCCUCCUAUGGCCCCUAUGAAAAUACCGCCGAUUCCGCCGACUCUGCCUAUGCAACCUAAUUUAUUUUAUCCAAAAUGGAAUCCAAAAUUGCCACCACCAAAUCCAGCAUUUGGACAAAUUGCACAGUACAGCCAAGCUAGGCAGCAGCAAGUGAAACAUCAGGGUCCGCAGAAAGGAUUUCAAAAUGGACCGAAGAUGGAGAUUAGGAAUAGCACCGCGUUCGUUCCGUUACAGGCUCAGAAAAAGAGUAGAAAUGUCAGCGUGCAACAAGCCUCGAAGGAGAAUCCGAAUCCGAAUUCUAAGAAGAGCUCCAGCCCUAAAGCGCAGCAACAACAGCUGCAACAGCAGCAGAAGAAGCAAGAGGAAACGUUCAAGAAACAGAAGCCAGAAGUCUCAAAUAAACCCAGAGAGAAGACUGCAUCGAGCGAACCGCAACAACAGCUGCAGCAGAACUCGGGAAAAUCAUCCAGACCCAGAAAAUCGCGCGUCGCUGCGAAAUUCGGUGCACCACCCUUAUCGAACGGCGGUGAACCCCCUCAGUAAAAAUUCUGUUUUGUCUCUGAGUGGGGUAGAGCUUUGCAAAUUAUAUGUAAAUAUAAGAUAUUAUACCGAUCCAUCCUUCUCUCCCCUCCUUUUCCCUUCAUCAUUCGUUUUCUACAUUUUAUAAUAAAAAUAAGCAGACCUUUCUCCGAAGAUGUUCAAUGGGCUAAUACACGUUUUAUUUUUAUUAUUGACGCACCUAAACAGUUUUUCGUACUUACAUAUGAUCGCAUGUCCGUGCACCAAAUAAUACUUACAAUUAGACCCUCUCAAGUCAAAUGUAUAUACACGCACUGAACUUAUACACGUAACGUACAAUGUAAAGAGUAUAAGUGUGGAUGACUAUUUUAUAUCGAAUGAGCAUUUUUAGUUUAUAUUUUUUACAUUUCACAGGUGUCAAUUGUAUUAAUAAUAUAUCUUAUAUACACGUCUUAUUUUCUAAUUAACAAUUCAAUUCAUAUAUCAGAAUAAGAAUUCAGAUAUAUAUUUUGAGAUAAUUGUUUAUAUUGCACAAAAAUUAGUACUAAAUCAUGGAGAUUUAAAUAUUUAUUUCAUUUACAUUGUUCCUUUUUUUAGUUUUAUAAUAUAUUUUAAUUUUUACUGUAAAAUAUAUUCUGUAUGUAUGUGUGUGUAUGUGUGAGUGCACGACGAUCAGUUUUAUAUAUAUAUAUAUAUAUAUAUUAGUGGGACGAAUAUGUUUUCAUUUUUCUUUUUUUUGUAGUCAGUUCACACUGUAUUAGGUUUUAAUUAGAUUACAAAAGUAGAUUGAUUUUAUCAUUUAAUAAUGUAUAUCGCGAUUUUUAGAACAAUGAUUUAUCGAUUUUUACUACAUAUUCGUCAAUUUACAUAUGGGCGUCUUAAUAUGAGGCAACAUAUAUGUUAUAUUAUAUGUAAGAUAUUGAGAAAGUGAUAUUAAGUCCGUAAAUAGAAAUAUGUAUCUUCAAUGAA